Spirometra erinaceieuropaei is the source of this 3022-nucleotide messenger RNA. The record is from the annotation of a GenBank genome assembly. NCBI's taxonomy places the organism in Eukaryota, Metazoa, Platyhelminthes, Cestoda, Diphyllobothriidea, Diphyllobothriidae.
AUGGCCGCCGUGAAGCCGCAGCCAGCCAUAAUGGAGAAGGACGAGGAGGCUGAUACAGAUGUUCAUCCACUACAAUACGCGUAAGAAAUUUUUCUAAUUGUUCAUAAAAAUCAUCCAUUGUGUGCACGUUUGUCCUUGAAGCCAUGUGCAACCCCUAACUCGACCACACGGCCGAUACGUUGCGCUUCACACGUUCACGUCCGAGUUUUGUCGUGGCAACACAGUCCAUGCUUAGAUAAUGACUGACACGGUCGGGUUUUUGAAGUUUACCGGGUGGUCCAGGUUGACUUAUUUUACGUUUGCGCUUCUCUAACACUCCACUCUUCACAUUUUGGUAGGCGAUGCUUAAACUCUUAAGUUCCACCACUCGUUUUCGGUUUUACAAUGUUAAUUGUAACCUUGGGGUGGGGACACCCAGCGUGUGGAGGGUCCAACUUUGAUCCACUUACGAUAUUCGCCUUGAAGUGCCUUAGGGGUCGCGUUGACCGCACUUUAUGUUGCCUAGUUUUCUGACUACUGUAGGUCUUUUGCAGAUUAACCAUGCUCUUGCGAUUUUGGUUGGAGUUUACCUCGGUAUACUUCCAGCCCAAUUUGGAAUCAACUUGUGGGUUGCCAGACUGAGCAGUUAGGCCUGAGACUGACCUCCCAGUUGCUCAUGGCGUAUGCCAGCAUAGCUGCGUCUACCACGUGUACGAGUCAACCAGUAUUCGUUUCUGACCCACAAGACAGACCUGUUUUGCCCAAGUGAUUUUCAAGAUAGUUCUCUCCAGGUUAGUUAUUUUUAUCAGCACAUGUCGUGAUAUGCAAUUUUAGUAUGAUUGCAACUGCGUCGCGAAACAUGAACGUAUGUCAAUGAAUGUUUGUAGUGAAUGUGGCCAGGGUAUCCCGGUUCACAAGAUACUUCAUGCACAAUUGAGGAGAGGACGGUUUGGGACCGCUUCUGAGCUUGAGGAUUUGCUCGAUCCCUUGUGGCUCACCUGUUAAACUGCCUACUAUUAUUUGUUGCUGCUGACUCGCCGCUUUGAAAGUCCCCCUUCCUAGUAGGUGACUUAAUACGUCGUUCCGUAGUACUUCUGUUUUACGACAGAUUAACAUCUACGUAUACUUUUUUAUUGGUUCUGUUUUUCGCAAAAGACUUGGCACAUUCUGAAGUUUCGAAAGAGUUUCAGGUUACCGAAAAUUUCUCAUGAUUGCCAUCAUUAAUAACUUCCAGUGAUUCGUGACCAGGCUCCUCAGUCCAACUCGUGUUAGCUUCAUAUUUGAUCCCUUUUACAAUGCACUCAUCAGACUGUUCAUUUCUUGCCUCUGCGUAACUAGGUACUAAGGCAUACGCAUUUCUGUUUCUUCAGGUGGAACUUCUUUGUAUUCUCGUACUCUGCUGGAAGAGGAUGGGAGGAUAAUAUGCAAAAGAUAGCCGUGUUUGACACCGUUGAGCACUUCUGGAGCAUUUUGACUCACACCCUCCCGCCGUCUGAAAUAAUGAAUGGAACCGAUAUCUAUAUAUUCAAAGAUGGAAUCCAACCUAUGUGGGAAGACGAAAGAAAUCGCAACGGUGGGCGAUGGCUUAUUAAUGUCCCAAACCUUGAAAUGCUGGACACGUACGUUGCAAAAGUUGCCCACCUUUUUCCACAUCACCUAACUGCACUCUUGCCACAACUGCUUUUAGUCAUUCGUUUCGGUUCCAUCUGUAAGAGUUGGGGACCUAAAACAGGACCGCCUACCGUCCCCUGCUCACACUUCAUCAUGGUUUACCGUGUUCCGUCAUCACCGGUAUUGCCUAUCACGGGCUUUCGUGCCGUCACUUCACCAGACGUAAUCGAUUUGCUGUUGCCCUCAUCUGCUACCAGUUCGGUUCAUGCGGCCUGUCUGCGACCAGUCCUCCAUGGGACACUAAAUCGCAUGUCUCAGUUAGAUUGAUUCAUGCCUCUAUACCAUGGACGCAGGUCUUGCCAGCAUACCCUUUCAUUUCAGAGAUUAUUGUAACGGAGAGUAGCGAAGCGUCACGCGGCAAAUUGAAGGGUAGAAAGGGUUUAUAAGCCACCGACUAACUACCCGACCAGUCCUAUCAACCGCCAUGCAGUGGGGGUGUUCUUCGUUUAACGUAAGGUUGGGUCGGCGAUCCGAGCCAACCACCCAAGGGUUUAAAGAAGUAGAACACAGAUAUAAUGUAGGUGUGAUCUCAAACAUUUUUUAAGAUAGAAACGGGGUUGAUUUAUCUAAUUCUACGCUUUAGUUGAAUCUGUACGGUUAACUACCAGCUAAUACGUUAUUCUCUCAUUCCUGUCCACAUCCUUUCCAGAAGACGGCGCCCUAUUUUCGAUUCCACACCAUUUGCAGUAGUUCGUGUCAUUUGUCUUCGAGUAUGUGCUCCUCUUAAUUCUCCCAGGAAUUCGACUUAGUCGGAGUGGUUGCCGUUGACUAUUAAAGUUGACCUGGUUGGAAAGACUGCUGACCAGGCGGCUUUUAACUACAGGACUAAAAAAUCACUUCGUCCAACCACCCGUCUUUCAAACUUUCUGACGGCCGCGAUUGUGGGAAUGGUAACAAUCACGUCUAUUAAUUAUUGCUGCGUCUGAGGCGCGUCGAGACAUACAAGUUUCGGCUUAGGAAAACUCAGCUUUACCCUUCUGAUGCAUCUCGCAUGUACUUAUGGCAUUUCGAACUUACAAUUUUCCUCCCCAUGUCAUUUGGCUUUUUAAAACGGAGCCAUUAACUUAUUCCUUUCCCACUACUCGUUCUUUUUAGUUACUGGGAGGAGUUGCUGAUGCUAAUAAUUGGCAAUGACUGGGAGACUGAAGCCGAGUCAGAUCAGGUCUGCGGAGCUGUCUUUCAACGGCGCGCCAGAGGUCCGAAGAUUAGCCUAUGGACAAGCGACUCUGAGGACGAAGCCACUGUAAUGCGCAUCGGUCGGCGUGUGAAGGCGCGCCUCAAGUUCCCCGAUAGACUUGCAUUCCAAACAGUAUACCAACAACAGAAUGUUCCUAAGGGCCGGGACUCGGACGAGGGGAAGUACUUUGUUUAG